GCGCAAUCGACAAAGGCCAUUCUCUACGUCAUUGCUACUGCCACCGCUGGAAUGGCUACCGCUAGAAUGGCUACCGCUAUAAUGGCUUCCGCUGUUAUGGCUACCGCCGGUGCUACUGAAGCUAUCGUUUGCGUCGCCGAACCGCGAAACUUGAACGUUGCCGGUGUCGAAAUCGAAUCUACAGACACAGAAAGUACCGUACGAACAAAGGAGAACUAA
Molecule: messenger RNA, 219 nt
Organism: Sphaeroforma arctica JP610
Lineage: Eukaryota; Ichthyosporea; Ichthyophonida
Exons: 1
Source: RefSeq, a predicted model, not a curated record